AUGGCCACGAGCGAGUCCAAGACCAAAACUGAACAGCAGAAUGCACAUCCUAGCCGCCGGGUGCGAUUCAAUGUUGGUACAAAGUACCAAGUAUUGGACGUCGUCGGAGAGGGUGUAAGUUCCUCCUUCAUGAGAACGAGACUAAGCGAGCCUCAUCUGUCUUCCAGGCUUGUCAGUGUAACGCACCAUCAUCCCUCUUUCCGUACUGAACUUCCGCAACGAAUAGAUGGAAUAGUGUGCUCUGCUUUACACAAGCCAACAAAUCGGAAGGUUGCCAUAAAGAAGAUUUCGCCAUUCGAUCACUCCAUGUUCACAUUGAGGACGCUGAGAGAGCUUAAGCUUCUCAUUCAUCUUUCAGAAACUGGCGUCAGCGAGAACAUUAUCACAAUUCUGGAUAUCGUGAAGCCAACCUCCCUCGAAUCGUUUAAAGACGUAUAUCUCAUCCAAGAGUUGAUGGAAACAGAUCUCCACCGUGUGAUACGCACCCAGGAUCUCUCGGAUGAUCAUGCGCAGUACUUCGUCUACCAAACCCUCAGGGCUCUCAAGGCUUUGCAUUCGUGCGACGUCAUUCAUCGCGAUCUGAAGCCCUCAAAUUUGCUCCUAAAUAGCAAUUGUGACUUGAAGUUGUGUGAUUUUGGUUUGGCUCGCUCCGUGAGGACCGCAGCACCUGGAGGAGAAACUGGUUUCAUGACAGAAUACGUGGCGACACGAUGGUACAGGCCCCCAGAAGUGAUGCUCAACUUUGGGCAAUACACUAAAGCGAUUGACGUUUGGUCUGCGGGGUGCAUCCUCGCGGAGAUGAUCAGCGGCAAGCCGCUGUUUCCCGGGAAGGAUUAUCAUAAUCAGCUAACACUAAUCCUGGACGUUCUCGGAACACCAACCCUAGAAGAAUUUUAUGCGAUAUCUUCCAGAAGAUCUCGAGAUUAUAUAAGAGCUUUACCGUUCUGUAAGAAGAAAUCUUUUGCGACACUUUAUCCAACUGCGACGCCGGAGGCUGUCGACUUCUUAACCCGCACAUUAACUUUCGAUCCGAAGAAGCGGCUCACAGUUGAGGAAGCUCUAGCUCACCCCUAUCUUGAGGCUUAUCACGAUCCAGAUGACGAACCAGUGGCAGCGCCCUUAGACCCCGAGUUCUUCGAGUUUGAUCUCCAUCGGGAUGCUAUUGGCCGGGAUCAACUCAAGGAACUGCUCUACCAUGAGAUUAUGGCCUUUAGGCCAUUUCCGAUCGCGCAGGCUCAGUAG
Cantharellus anzutake is the source of this 1242-nucleotide messenger RNA. Its product is annotated as mitogen-activated protein kinase. Gene Ontology annotation, biological process: intracellular signal transduction; protein phosphorylation. Bases 1 to 1242 code for a protein of 413 amino acids. The transcript has 12 exons. Lineage: Eukaryota; Fungi; Basidiomycota; Agaricomycetes; Cantharellales; Hydnaceae. Gene Ontology annotation, molecular function: ATP binding; MAP kinase activity. The record is from RefSeq and is a predicted model, not a curated record. Gene Ontology annotation, cellular component: cytoplasm; nucleus.